CGUCAAAUGCACACAUUGGAUGUUAGCUAGACGUCCUUGUUGUUAUAGUGAUGAUAUCCUCAAGCCUCCUCUCAACCAAAUGUUCUUUUCUAUCUUAGUUUGCAUCAUAUGUCGUCAAGGGACCAAUUUAGUCUAUAGUCUUUGAUCUUUCAUCUAAGUAUCAGGGGAGUUCACUGUCCUAUUUAAACCUGCUCAUGAUCCAGAAGCGCUAAACACGCUAAACUAAAGGAAGUUAUUAGGUUAUUAUUAUUAUUGGUAGUAGUAUUAGUAGCAUAUUAUUGCGUCUGCAAAUCCCAUUUUUGUUAAAACUGGGCAAUAGGUAGGAUAAGCGCUUUUGCGCGUGACCAGCGUCUCCUCGUUCCCGUCUGCGCGCCACUGAUCUGCUGAGUCCCUUCGCUGCUCAUUCGUUUUUCAACAGCACGGGUUGGGGGUUAUUGUUUGUGCAAGGAUACCGAGACCAAGGACUCUAAUACGCGUUUCUCUGCUUUUCUGGCAUUAUUUGAUGGACUGACGCUCACCUGCAUGCACCCAAUCCCCGGCAUAAUGAAUGAAACGAUGAUAGCAUAACGGGACCUGCAUUUUACUUACACAAAUAACUUACACGCACACACGCUCAUAUUCCAUUCACACACUCACACACAAACACACACACGGACGCACGCACGCACAGAGACUCUGGGUUAAUUAGCCUCUUAGAUCUGAAUUACACGCGCUCUCGAACAAAAGGGAGUGCAGAAGGAGAAGUUAAGCUGUCGGCAACCUUACCUCUUGCACAUUCUACAGCAAUUCGAGGAACGCUAGUAGAACUUUCUAGUUCAGUUUUGCAGAUCUGGAGGAAUCACGGCAUAUAAAUAAAUGAAUUUCGAUCAGAUUCUAUCUGCUGUGGGUGGCUUUGGUAGAUUUCAAAAGAUUCUGUACGUAUGGAUCUGUCUCCCGCAGAUCCUGUUGGCUUUUCACAUGAUGGCCAGCAUCUUUACCGGCGCUACGCCUCCGCAUUGGUGCCGGGAUUCGCCAUCGUCUCCCGAAUCUGAUCCUGGAACGGCGGGUAACAUCUCUGAUACCGGAAUGGCAAACCAGAACUUGACCGUCUCUUUCUUCCUCAAGCGCACGCAAGCCUGUGGACUUUUUGUCAACCAUAGCAGUUCUGCCUCGUGCAGUCAUGGAUGGGAAUACAGCCGCGAGAUAUUUCACAGCACCACUGUCACCGAGUGGGAUUUGGUUUGUGACAGAGCCAGUCUGAACAGUCUUGGGUCCUCCAUCUACAUGCUGGGUUUAUUAGUUGGAGCAGCUGUGUUUGGAGCAAUGGCUGACAGGUAUGGACGUAGGUUCUGCUUGCUAUUGUCUCUGGCGCUGCAGGCUGUGUUUGGCAUCUCUGUUGCUUUUGCUCCCAACUUCCCCACAUACGUGCUGCUGCGCUUUGUGCUGGGAACCACCAUCUCUGGAGUCAUCAUCAACGCCUUUGUGCUGGGCACAGAGUGGACGUGUACCCAGCGCCGCAUGCUAGCAGGCAUUUUCACAGACUACUUCUUUGGAGUGGGCAAUAUGCUGCUGGCGGGCAUCGCGUACCUGCUGAGGGACUGGAGACAGCUGCAGCUGGCCAUCUCUGCCCCAGGAGUCCUUUUUAUAUUUUACAUCUGGCUCGUCCCUCAUUCUGCACGUUGGCUGCUGGUGAAAGACCGCACAGAAGAGGCAGUUACUCUUCUGAGGAGAGCAGCCAAGGUCAAUGGACGACCUUUCCCCUCUUCUGCGAAGCUGGAAAGGUGUGAUAUCGUUGGAGAGGGGAAGGGUCAGUGUGGCGCCAUCGACCUGCUUAAAACUCCACAGAUGAGGAGGAGAUCCUUCAUCCUGUUUUACCUGUGGUUUGUAAAUGUGCUGGUGUAUUAUGGCCUCUCUCUUGGUGUGUCCAGUCUGGGGGUGGAUCUUUACCUCACACAGUUCAUAUUCGGAUUGGUGGAGAUUCCUGCCAGAUCAGUGGUUCUGGUGGUGUUACCAUGGAGUCGCAGAAUUCCCCAGAGCUUUUUCAUGGCAGUGGGCGGUGUGGCUUGUCUCCUCACCCUUACUGUGCCAGCAGGUAACCCCCAGGUGGUUACAGCUCUGGCUCUGGUUGGAAAGUUUGGGAUCACCGCCUCCUUUGCUGUUAUUUACAUCUAUUCUGCUGAGCUAUUCCCUACAGUUCUGAGACAGACAGGGAUAGGCAUGGCUUCCAUGUUUGCGAGAAUGGGAGGAGUCCUGGCCCCUCUAAUCAACAUGCUGAGAGACCCCGCCCCCACCAUUCCCAUGGUGAUCUUUGGCUGUGCCCCUCUACUGGGGGCAGCUCUCGCUUUGGCUCUGCCAGAGACGGCCAACCAGCCACUUCCAGAUAAUCUCCAGGAUAUCCAGGAACCUUCAGUGGGGAUCAGCCAGUCUCACAGUCCAUCAGAAGGACAGCAGCUGCAGCACUUGGCACCCGAUUCUUGACCCAAAACCACUGACACACAAAACACGCACAAGCUCAUGAGGUUGGGGUUGUUUUAAAGUAGGGAGCAAUGGGUGAAUGAUGGGAAUAUAAAGGUGAAUUGCAGCUAAUGGAGAGCAUGAGCAGGGCAUGACAGCAUGAUGAAGUGGGUGAUGGGUAUUAUAUUGUAACGGGGACAAGACAGGAAAUGCUCUGGAGGCUGAAUUUGAGUACUAAAAACACUGCUCUGACUGUGAUCCAGCUAAUCCCACAGUGACAUGAGUGGAACUGGAGCAGCAAAUCAUUACUAGGUCUUCGGAAGGCCAUUUGCAUUUUCUGUGUUCGUGGAACGCAGUGAGAAUAUGCUAGUGAACUAUGGUCUAACAAUGAUGAGAAAAGUCAUUUUAGUAUUUGAAUGAAGUUGCUUAACUAGGGAAUUAAUACAAAAGUGAUGGAGAGUUAGUAGGGGAAAUGUGAUGAGUUCCAGAGGUGUGUGAUCAUAAGUACAGGACCUGCUAUGGUCCUUUACUUAUAUAUAUAUGCUGCACUCUUGUACAAGGCAAGGUUGCACUUACGGCUCCUACACACAGUUGUGUUCCGUCAACGGCGCAUGCCAGUGGGUGUUCCCAACGGUAUCUAUGCAAAUUACUUGUGUAAAUAUAGCCGUAAUUGGAUUGGCUGGUGCCUUCUGUUGUUGUCCGUCGGUGCAGCAAAAGUUGAACCAAAAGUUGAAAGUUAAAGCAACGGAUGACGUAAGCCCAUGUAAAGUGGACAUGAUGUGUCUCCAGCACUGCACCGCAUGCAACUGUAUGUAGAAGCUGUUAAAGCUGUACCAGUGUACCAGUAGACGUGCGAUUCAAAAUGCCUUUGAGAGCUGUUGCCAUGUAAGGGUGUAUUACAAUCACUUAGAGUUAACGUGUCAAGGUUACUCACAAAACUGAGUAAGUGACUAAACCACAUACUUGGGAUAUCCCCUUGAACUCUUUAGGUACACCACACAGUACAUGGACAAGUGAUGUUAGUGUAUAUGCAAUCCAUGGUCUGUAUAUAGUGAUGUAUAUAAUUUGCUUAGAUGUAGAGGGGUUAAGGUAGGUCAAAAGACAGGCGUUCUUUCAAUAGGCUUUGAUAUGUACUUCAUAAAACCAAUAAACACUCCAAUGCACUUACACAGUCCAUACUUUGAUGGCAAAAAUAGCAUGUGAAUGUACUGUACCGGUACAUAAAAAUAAAUGUGACAGAAAGGACAAUAAAAAUACACUGACUAAA
This is a messenger RNA of Alosa sapidissima (American shad), 3700 nucleotides long. Its product is annotated as organic cation transporter protein. The transcript has 11 exons. The coding region runs from base 856 to 2457 and encodes 533 amino acids. Lineage: Eukaryota; Metazoa; Chordata; Actinopteri; Clupeiformes; Clupeidae. The record is from RefSeq and is a predicted model, not a curated record. Gene Ontology annotation, molecular function: transmembrane transporter activity. Gene Ontology annotation, biological process: transmembrane transport. Gene Ontology annotation, cellular component: membrane.